Molecule: messenger RNA, 2769 nt
Organism: Aspergillus nidulans FGSC A4
Lineage: Eukaryota; Fungi; Ascomycota; Eurotiomycetes; Eurotiales; Aspergillaceae
Product: Zn(II)2Cys6 transcription factor domain-containing protein
Exons: 4
Coding region: 1-2469 (822 amino acids)
Biological process (GO): regulation of DNA-templated transcription; regulation of transcription by RNA polymerase II
Cellular component (GO): nucleus; membrane
Molecular function (GO): zinc ion binding; DNA-binding transcription factor activity, RNA polymerase II-specific
Source: RefSeq, a predicted model, not a curated record
AUGACGCGGCAAAUCCCGCUCCUAGCGCUAUCGUGGCUUGAAUUGAUUUUCUUCAGCUGCUACUACGGCGGACUAGCGGGACUGGGAUACCAUUCCCUCUGGAGGAUUGCACUUCGCCGAAGGAAUGUGGCACCCGCUAUCAAGUCUGUUCUGCAGACUGGGCGCUUUGCGGAUGGAACGCCCCUAACGCGCCGGUAUACUAACUUGGAAUUUUUGGAUAAGAAAUUGGUUCCUGCGGUAAUCUUCUACGACGGAUUGUUGACUGGAGCAUGCCCACUUUAUCGCUUGUUACUGGUGGACAUCCAUUCGACCAUGCAAGCGAUGGCACUCUGCAUGCUUGUCAGCACCAGAUCCAAGUCGUUAUCGACUAUAUCUUUGCUCUUGCCAACUUUUUGGAAUGUCUUCAACCAGUUUUACGGUGCUGCCUUCGUCUACCCCCUCUACCUCUUAUUAGAGGCAGUAACGACUGGCUUUAACCCUCUGUAUCCGGUCGAGACCGAGACAUCUCGUUCUGCGUUACUGGUGAGCGCUAUGAUCGGCUCUUUUUUACCGUUCACCUUUCUCUGGCCAGCUUUUCUUCGGUCUGGCACGGAGAGCCGACAACGUGCUAUUGCAUUAUACCGAUUUGCUCCGGUAGUGUUCUCACUUCUGCAGAUUGUUGGAGAGAAGGUGCUGGGCGCGCAGAUGAUCCCUCAGCCAACUUCUCAGGCUAGCCCUUAUUUGGUUGCCGGCUGCGCUGCCACAGUGGGGCAUUGGUACGCUCUUGGGGGAGCUUUAGGUCUCGCCAUGCGGCUGUCUCACAGAAAGGGCCGCUUGGGGGCUCUCACCUUAGUCCUCAAACGGCUUUAUCUGCCUCGCUCGGCUGAAGAAACUACUCGCUUGGACGCCUCUGUACUCGCUCGCGCAGCGCACGAAUUUCUGCAAUACGAUGUCCUCGUGCUCAUUGCAGCUUAUAUUCCGUACGCAUACUAUCUGCUCGCGCCCCUCAAUCUGGCAUCGCCCUUUGCGAUGGUUGUGUCCCUUAUCGCGUUCAGGGGUCCCGAUCCUAGCGGUCUCAAUCUGCAUCUGAGGCAUGGCAGCGAACGGCUUACGCCGAGCCCAGAAAGUCUCGAGUUGGUAGCCUAUAUUAUCAUGCACUUCAGAGAAGUAGAUAAGGAAGCCAGAGUUUGUUUGCUUAUACUGUUCAUACAUUUGAAGACCUCGCACUGGAUGUCCGGUGCUUCAGGCACAAGGACAGUUCUCAUCAUGAGCACGGUGAACCAAUCUUCCACGCGUUCAGAGCUAGCCGGUAACUGGGAACGCCUGCGCAAGUCCUGCGAUACCUGUCAGGAGGCCAAGGUCAAAUGCAGUCAACACAAGCCGUCCUGCCACCGAUGCCUUCGACAUCGUCAGCCCUGCGUCUACAGCCCGCAACGUCGGUCGGGACGUCCUCCCAAGAGGCCCAGUCCCUCCAGUCGCUUAGGACCUGAAUCAAACAAUUCCGGAGAUGACAUUCACAAUGAAAACACCAUACAGCGAACGAAUCUAAAUGCCAAUGACUCUGCCAUGACUGACGCCGGGGCAGUCGAUCCCCGGGUGCUAACCGGCGACUUCGCCGCAAGUACUGGCAUAGAUCCUGUCGACGAUAUCUUCCAAACAUCCUUUGAAUCCUUCCUCGCAGCCUCAUUGUCUCCUAAAGGUGGACUCCUGCCAGGAUCUCAUAGCAAUCCAACCACACCCAACGGCUUCUCGAUGAAUUCGCCCUCCAUCACUGAUCCAUUCGGCGCCUUUCCGUUUCUCAUAACGGACCACAACUUGCCUAUCGCCGCGCUCUCAUCGCAUGUUCCUCCAAUUGAUCAGCUACCCGUACUAAGCACCGGAGCCUCAAAUACAAGCAGCGAGUGCGGCGACUGCGGUGCGAAGUGCUACAGCUCACUAUUACAGCACCUUUUGUUCCUCCGCCAGACGCUCCCCGAGUCCACCAGGCCAUCAAUAGACGUGAUAAUGCAGGCUGAGGGCCAUGUGCGUGCUUUACUUGAUCGGGUAUUAGGCUGCAACGCAUGCCUUGGCAAUCGGUCGUCUAUCCUGCUCAUAUCAGCGAUAACAGAGCGCAUAGUCCAGAUGUUAGACUGGAUCAUCGAGGAGAAGACUCUUUUGGAUACCGAGAAUAUGCGUUACAACCGACGAACGUUUAGUUCAUGGGGUCGCCCUCCCCGGUUACCACCUCAUGGCCUUAAUGGUAUGCGGAGGAACGUCUGCCACGUUUCACUUCGCGUGGGUAAUACUGAAUUGGAUGAGGACGCCAAACAGUAUUUUCUUAAGAAUUUCAUUUUGCUUCGACUAAAGAAACUCGCAGUUAAGGUGCAGGAAGUGCGACGGACAGCUACCACCCGUCCUGGCGAUUGCAUAUACCGCGCUGCGGAAUUGGUGCUGGCGGAUUCGAUUCAACGACUGGAUUAUCUUCGUGGCCAGUGUCAGUUAUGGGAGUGAGAUGUAGCGAUUUUAUGCUCUGAACUUAUGAGGUUAUGACCGGAUUCCCCUGAUUGAAGCUUAUAGUGUGAUAUCCCUGCUCGGAAUAUAUAAACUCUGCAUAUUGACUUGGGUUCAGCCAUUGCUAACCAUCAAAUGUCUUAUCUUUUCUCAUUUGGAACAGUUUCUAAAUACGUCUCAGACUAUCAAAGGAAGCGAUGUUCGGAUUACUUUCAGUUCAUCCGGGGACGCCAUUGGGUAGCAGUUGCUCAUUCAGUCAGCUCUAGAUUCACCUCUCAAUGGCCUUAAGUUCAUGCUGUA